Messenger RNA from Habropoda laboriosa, 1542 nucleotides. It is a transcript of the gene Aatf, whose product is annotated as protein AATF. Lineage: Eukaryota; Metazoa; Arthropoda; Insecta; Hymenoptera; Apidae. Gene Ontology annotation, cellular component: nucleus; nucleolus. The transcript has 2 exons. The record is from RefSeq and is a predicted model, not a curated record. The coding region runs from base 1 to 1542 and encodes 513 amino acids. Gene Ontology annotation, biological process: regulation of transcription by RNA polymerase II.
AUGACCUUGAAAAGAAAGAAGAAAAGCUUGGCUGAUAAAAUAAAUUCGUUAGUUACUACAACACCAAUAACUUUUAAUUCUGAUAUUGAGGAUGAAGACAUAAAAGCAAAAGUGAUUGAUCAUUAUGAUGAAAGUGACGAUACAGAUGGCAAUUUUCAAAUUUCGGAAAUUCGUAAACGAACUGUGGAUCACUUGGAUCAGAUAGAUAAAAGGUAUAAAGGUAAAAAAAUUUCAAGAAAAGACGUAUAUAAUAAUAAUGAUGAUUCUAAUUUGCAAAAUACAUUGGAAAGUGAAGAUAAAAGACUGGGUAGCAUGGAAAAACAAAGUGAGAAUGACAUGAUUGACAGUGAUGAUGCGAAUAAUGAUGAGAGUGGUUAUAUCAAUGAUGAAAAUGAUAAUUAUGAUAGUGAAAUAAAUUUCACACAAUUUUCUGAAAGUAAAAUUGAUAAAUCUGAUAUUGAAGAUGAAAAUGGUAAUACUUUUGAUGCAAAGCAAGGAAAAUAUUUUCAGACAAUGUCACAAACAAAUGCAAAAGAUGAAAUUGAAAAAGGCAAUUCUGUUAGAAGUCAAUUAAAACUUUGGGAAAGUUUAUUAGAAAUAAGAAUAAAAUUGCAAAAAUGUUUAACUACAAGUAAUCAAAUGCCUCAGUAUGAUAUCUACAAAGAUUUAAAAAUGGAUCCACAAUAUAUGAAGGCAGUUGAUGAAACAAAAAACAAAUUAAAAUUAUUAUUAAACAAUAUAUUGCAAUUGCAAUAUUUCUUGCUGAAACAAUAUUCCGAAACAAAAAAAUUAUGUAAUACAGAUUGUAAAAAGAGAAAAGCUGAAAUAGUAACAAAUUUAGAAGAUUCAAUGAAUGAAAAAAUUCCUUCCGAUACAGAAGAUGAAGAUGAACAUGACAAUACACUUUCAAAUGAAGAUACAAAAAAUUUUAAUGAGAACAUUUUUAAGAAAAAAUUAAAACUUGACAAUUAUGAAAAAAUAUUAAAUAAUAGUCAUAAAUCUUAUGUAGAUUACAGAAAUUCUGUUAUACAAAAAUGGAAUGAAAAAACAAGAGUAGCUAGUGGUAAAUUAAAUAAAGGUACGAGUGAAACAACAUUAAAACAAAUUGAAUUUGCUUUAAACGAGAAAGAAAAAUUACGUAAAAGAAGUCGAUUGAAAUGUUCGGAAUAUAAAAUUGUUGGUAAGAUAGAAGCAACAGAUAACAUUGAGGGUAGAAGAAUACAAGAAUAUGAUAAUGAGGUUUAUGAUGAUGAUGACUUUUAUCAUCAACUUUUAAGAGAUUUAAUUGAAUACAAAUCAUCUGAUAUUACUGACCCUAUACCACUUAGUAAACAAUGGAUUCAAUUACAAAAUAUGAGAAGUAAAAUAAAAAGAAAGAUAGAUACAAAAGCUACCAAAGGUAGAAAGAUACGAUAUAAUAUACACAAUAAGUUAGUAAACUUUAUGGCUCCUAUUAUAACAAAUGAUGCAUGGACUGAUCAUGCAAAGAAUGAUUUGUACAGUUCUUUAUUUGGCAAAAUUAAACCAACAAAUGGAAAAUAA